AGUCCGGCGCUGCUGCAAUUUGUAUUAAAACCUCAGCCUCUUUCUAUGGAAUCCUUAGCGACUCCAGACUCCCACCAGCGCGCGCCCCCUCUGCUGUACUACAGUCUCCACCAUUAGCUGCCUCUUGCCUCCGGACACUUCAUAAAGAACACCCACCACAGAUAAUUUCAUUUGCGCUACUUGGAGCUUUUGACAGGUUAGUGAAAUUUAACGCUUAACAUCUGAGAAAGUACGUGCGUAAAACAUGGACAUGUUAUCUUAUUAGAUUCCUUAUCAUCAUAUCGCAGGUGGUCCUUAUGCGUAAUCUCUGCUUGUAUGUAUACCUAUUCUGUAGUUAGACGACAUGUCCCAAUGAUUAUUGUAGCCUAUUGUAAAUAUACAUGUUAAAUGUAAUGAUUAUUCUCAUGCGUAAAGGUUACUGUUUUUAUUUUUUCUGUUUUACGCAAUGGCUUGGCUACCGCAAUAUCCAUGAAAUAUCCAUUUGCAUUCUGAUAUAUCUUCAUCUGAUUUGUCUAUUGAAUUAGGUCAUGUGGACUAUAUUUUCAAUAUAAAAACACGAUAAAAAAAAUCAAUAUGGUCAUUAAAGGCAAUGUUUAAUGUUUCUAUUCCUCUUAAAUCGUAAAUUGCGGAAUGUUUCGUGAGGACAAAAAACAGGCGAGAAAGCACAUGCGUUCAUUAUGCAGGGUAAACCUGGGCUGUCGUUUACAACAACAGCGUUGAAAUGAUGCUAUGGAUAAUCUCUCGUGGAUAGAUAUCUAUGCGUUAACCAGUUUACCAAAUUACCCGAGAUUUUAGUAACCGAGAUUAGGCUAUGGAUGAUAAUUCAACCUUCAUUUAUCUUUCCCCCUCAAGGAUGGCCAGAUCGGCGUAUAUCAUCUGUGGCAUGGUUUUCAUCCUGGGGCUGCUCUCAUAUACAGUGGCUUCCAAAAGGAACAGGGGCUCCCAAGGCGCCAUCCCUCAUCCUGACAAAAACAACCCAAAUGAAUCGGAGCAGCAACCACAGACACCGCAGGCGGGCUCUGGUUCCCGACGGCGGGAAAAGAGCUCUGCUGCACCGGCUGAGGAGGUGCUGGAGUCCAGCCAAGAAGCGUUGCAUGUCACGGAGCGCCGCUAUCUGAAACGCGAUUGGUGCAAGACCCAGCCACUCAAACAGACCAUCCACGAGGAGGGCUGCAUCAGCCGCACCAUCAUUAACCGGUUCUGCUAUGGACAGUGUAAUUCUUUUUACAUCCCCAGACAUGUCCGCAGGGAAGAGGGAGCCUUUCAGUCUUGUUCGUUCUGCAAGCCGAAACGAUUUACUACCAUGACUUUCACUUUGAACUGUCCGGACCAGCAGCCGUCCACCAAGAAGAAGCGCAUCCAGCGCGUAAAGCAGUGCCGCUGCAUCUCCAUAGACUUGGACUAGCCCUGUGAUUGGCUGGGAUGCGGCCAAUUAGUCUACUCAUCAAACAAUUUUAUUGGAUUGUUCACAUGAAGGAUAAUCACCGUAUGACUUGGAGCAUGUUUCCCUAUUCCAAAUAUGAGAAAAAUGUCUAUCUGCAAGGAACGUAAGAUCAGAUAGACAUGUGCAGCAUGUUCUAGGCUUCUGUAGAUAUGCUUGGACAUAUUCUUAUGCGUAUAAUUUCCUAUUAAUCAAAUUGCAAUAGCAGCCUGUGGCAAGCAACGUUGCAUGGUAUAAUGACAUGGAAUGAACACAACAAGCAGCUGAUUGACUUGUAACCAAGCGCACGGCUUUUCCAACCUCCGCAAAUAGGACUGCAGAACCUUUUCACACAAUGUUUUUACACUAUUUUGGAUAGAAACAGCAAUAGGCUAUCAAAACCAAUUUCAAUGGGGGAAAUAUGAUGGAUAAUUCGUUUAUAUAAUUAAUGGUUGAUUACUAGAUAGUUUCCACUAUGUGGAAUUUGAAGAAAAGUAACGACUAUUUAAUGUGGCAAGAAUGCUCCACUGAUUUCUGUGACUCCAAUGUUCAGUAUUAUAGUGGAGAAAGGAGAGCUUUUGUAAAGUAGGCUAGGACCAACAGGUUCGAUGCUAUAAAUCGAAACAAACAAAAUAUCUGUGUUAGUUGGACAUGGAAAUGAAAAUGUUCGAUGUAGGCCUACAUACUUGUU
Coregonus sp. 'balchen' is the source of this 2111-nucleotide messenger RNA. NCBI's taxonomy places the organism in Eukaryota, Metazoa, Chordata, Actinopteri, Salmoniformes, Salmonidae. The record is from the annotation of a GenBank genome assembly.